GCCUUGUAGCUGGUUCACGCGUAUUUGCCAGCAUAACAGACUAGAGGCAGAGGGAGAGAGAGUUGGCACAAGAGUAGGAAAAGAGAGGGAGAGAGUUCAGUGUGUCUCCCGGGAAGAGGCACACAGUCAAUAUCCAGGUCUCCAGUAAACAUCUAUGAGCCUCCUUUAUAAAGCUGCUGUGCUACUGCAUGGAACCACGGAGCAAAGGCAAAAAAGAAAUCAGCUUCACUUCCAGUUAAUUAUCAGUGCAGCCGAGGACAUACAGUUGAACUCCAACACAGAAUAGUUUAAGUGGCAGCAGUUUGUCUGAAGUUUAAGUUUUUAGAUGUUGAAAAGAGCGGAGACAAAGUGAACAGAGAUCAGCCAACUAAACAGAAAAUGACAGCUGUAACUGCUCAGGAACUUGACGAGCGAUGUUUCCUGUCGGCGCAGUCCAUGCCCAGUCUGAAGGUAUCCGAACACUUCCAGGUGGUAAAGCUCCUGGGAGAGGGAUCCUACGGGAAGGUCAUGCUAGCUGUACACAGAAAGCGAGGAACCCCUAUGGCUCUGAAGUUCUUCCCUCGUCAGUCCACCUCGCUCACCUCCUUCCUGCGUGAAUACAACCUCUCCCUCUCUUACUGCACCCAUCCUUCCCUCACACGGGCCCUUGGCAUCUUCUUUUCCACACCGUCCUACUAUGUCUUUGCCCAGCAAGCUGGUCUAUAUGGUGACCUCUACAGUGUAAUAGUAUCAGAGGUUGGGCUGGAUGAAGAGCGUGUCCAGAGGGUGAUGUCCCAGCUGAGCGGAGCUGUUACACAUCUCCACUCCCUGGGCUUCGUCCACCGUGACAUCAAACCUGAGAAUAUCUUCCUGUGUGACAGUUCCUGUCGCUGGGUCAAACUGGGUGACUUUGGCCUCACCCGGGCCAUCGGCUCCACUGUUCGUGCUGUCUGGUACGAGUCGCCCUUCUGUACUCCUGAGGUGGAACCUGUCAAAGAAGCCGAGAGGGAGAUGGAGAGGAGGGUGUGUGAGGGGAAUGAAGAAGAGAUGGAGGACAUUUGGAUAACAGUGGAGCCCAGUAUGGACAGCUGGGCCCUUGGUGUACUCGUCUACUGCCUCUUAACUGGCUGCUUUCCCUGGGAGGAGAGCACCAGUGAUGACCGUGGCUACCGCAGAUACAAGGAGUGGUUCAACCGUGAGGCUGAAAAAGAGGAGAAUAUCAGGGACGUUGAGUGGAUUGGUGAGAAGGUAAUAGACAGUUACACAAUCAUGAAUGAAAACCAAAGGGACAACCCUCCUCCUUCACAGUUCGAGGGCCUCAGCCCACUAGUGAUGACUCUUUUGAAAGAACUGCUCCACCCUGAGCCUAAACACAGAGGGAAUCCAGAGGAGAUCCUGAGCUACCUGGGAGGGCCGUGGCUGAUGGAGACAGAGAGAGAAGAGAAGAGGAAGGCAGACGAGGCAGAGAAUGAGGCCAGAAAAAUAAGAGAGGGAGGUGGGGUAGCGGAGGAGCUGGUGAGGGAAGGAAGAGGGGAGAGAUAAGCUUUGUCUUUAUAAAAUUGUUUCAAAUGAAUAUAACAUGUUUGGUAUUAUGCUGCAAUGUGUAUGAUUAUAGAUUAAGUCUGAUACAAACAUAAACUUUAUAAGGUGCUAUAUUUUCAUAUUUUUUAUAAAUAUCCUUAGUAAAGUUACAGUUACUUUCAUUGUUGUAUAUAGUCCAGUGUGUAUGUGUGUAUGUAUGUGUGUGUGCCUUAUUGAGAAGAGUCUGCCGAUAAUAAGAAAUGUUUGAUGUUUGAAACUACAAGUUGUAUAAUAGUGCCUUUAAAAAUCUGUAUUGGAAUAGUUGUCUAAAUAAAAUAAACUCCUUGUAUUUGUCUGAA
This is a messenger RNA of Morone saxatilis (striped sea-bass), 1859 nucleotides long. It is a transcript of the gene sbk3, whose product is annotated as SH3 domain binding kinase family, member 3. The transcript has 4 exons. The record is from RefSeq and is a predicted model, not a curated record. Gene Ontology annotation, molecular function: protein serine/threonine kinase activity; ATP binding. NCBI's taxonomy places the organism in Eukaryota, Metazoa, Chordata, Actinopteri, Moronidae. Bases 379 to 1521 code for a protein of 380 amino acids. Gene Ontology annotation, biological process: peptidyl-threonine phosphorylation; peptidyl-serine phosphorylation.